Monodelphis domestica (gray short-tailed opossum) is the source of this 3624-nucleotide messenger RNA. Its product is annotated as apolipoprotein L6. Gene Ontology annotation, molecular function: lipid binding. Gene Ontology annotation, biological process: lipid transport; lipoprotein metabolic process. Lineage: Eukaryota; Metazoa; Chordata; Mammalia; Didelphimorphia; Didelphidae. The record is from RefSeq and is a predicted model, not a curated record. Gene Ontology annotation, cellular component: membrane; extracellular region.
ACAUUCUCUGUUCUAAGAUCAAUUCCAGAUCUGACAUCCUCCUGUCUAUGGUUCUUUCCUGCCCUCAUACUCUAUGAUCUUAGGGAAAGUAUGAUAUGACUUGAUGCAAAGGAUGUCUUCCACCUGCUACAAAGAGAAGGUGUUGUGACUCGGACCCAAAGGUGACCGGUGUGUCCUGGUCAAGAGAGACGUUAAUUGACUGUGGAUGAUCAGGGGAGUCCUGAGCCCCGAGGCUCGCUCGGAAGAAGCAAGCCCAGAAGAUGGUAGCAGAGAGGACUCCAGCGUCCCUGCGUUAAAGCCGAAAGAGCCCGAGGAGAGGAGAAACCCAAUCCUCAGAGAGGACAGACACCUGACACCCAGCACCGAGAGGCGCCCUUCCACAGAGAUGGCCCCCCCGUCCACGCACCACCAGGGAGUAAGACGAGCUGCUCCCCGGGGAGGGGCAGCGCAUCAGCACCAGAAGGAGGGAGACAGCAGCAGCCUCGCCCCGAGUCCGCGCGCCCCGGCAUUUGUGCCCUCACGGAAAAAUAUCAUCUCUUUUACCCUCAACUCACUUAGGGAAGCCAGACAGGAAAGAAAAGUGAUGGAAACCCUCCUUGACACCAUUACUCCAAAGUUCUGGAAAUCAAAACAAGUCAAAAACAGCUGUCUUCCACUCGCCAUCCCUGAGGAUCCUCUAGACUCCAAAAGCAUGAAUGAGCUGAAGCAGAGCCAGCUCUCUGAAGACGAAGCUUGGGAGAGAUUCUUUGCUGAUUCUUCCUCAAUGAGGGAAAAGGCCACUCAACUCAGUGAGACCCUGUAUGGCUUAUUUGGAGACACCAAGGGUCAAGAUGGCAAUCUUUCGGAUGAGGACAAAAUCUUCUUGAAAGAGUUUCCUAAGAAGAAGAUGGAGCUGGAGGAGCGUAUCCAAGACCUUCACGCUAUCGCAGAUCAAGUCGACAAGACCCACAAGAAGUGCAUCAUCACCAAUGUGGUCGCUGGCUCCACCAGCAUCAUCUCCAGCAUCGUGACCAUUAUGGGCUUGGCGCUUGCGCCAGUCACAGCAGGAGGAAGCUUGAUCCUCUCGGCUUCUGGGUUUGGCUUGGGGGCAUUAGCUGCUAUCACUAGCCUUUCAUCAAGCGUCAUUGAACGUGUGGGCAAUUUGACAGCGAAAGAGCGAGUGAGCAACCACAAGGGGACAAAGGGACAAGUGGCCAUGGUAGUGUUGUGUAAGGAGGCACCCCAAGUUGUUUCUGUAGCUCAGAGGUGUGUUUCUUUGGGUAACCAGGUCUUAGAAGAAAUCAACAAGAACAUCCGUGCCUUCCGCUUGGCUAAAGCCAACACUUGUUUAACCACUUCAGCCAAAACUCUAAUGACUACUGGCUCCCUUUCAACCCGGAGUGCCCGGAAGGUGGAGAAGGCCUUUGGUGGAACAGCCCUGGCCAUGACCAAAGGAUCCAGGAUGAUGAGUGCCAUGACAACAGGUGCAUUCGUUCUGGUGGACAUGAUCACUGUCAUUCAUGAUUUGAAUCAUUUACUGGAGGGGGCAAAAGCUGAAAUGGCUGGAGAACUGAGGGAGCAGGCUCAGGAACUGGAAGGGAAACUUGAGGAACUUUCCCAGGCCUAUCACAGUCUCUUGGAUAUAGUCAUCUCAAACAGUGAUGGAGAAGGGAAGGCUGUGGAUGGUGGCACAGGACCAACUCAAUAGAGGCCCCCUCUUUAGGUUAAGAUUUAGGGGUCAGGGGCUAAGGGAAUCUGCAGCCCAAAGGACACAGCUUCAAGUUCAAACUUAGACUUAUUGACAAUUACCUGGACAAGAAAUGACCAAUGAAUUUUUGUUGGUAUUGUUUAGUAAGUAGGUUUCCAUAUUUUAGUAUGUCCUCACGUGUAUAUGUAUAUACUGUAUGUCCUAAUUCUAUUCUCUCUUCUCUCUUUCUCUCUCUCUCUCUCUCUCUCUCUCUCUCUCUCUCUCUCUCUCUCUCUCCUCUCCCCCCUCUCCCUCUUUCUCUCACUCUCCCCCCUCUCUCCCUCUUCCUCUCUCUCUCUCCCUCUCUCCUUCUCUCUCUCUCUCUCUCUCUCUCUCUCUCUCUCUCUCACUCUUUCUCUCUCUCCCUCUCACUCCCCCCCUCUCUUUCUCUUUGUCUUUCCUGUCUCCCUGUCUGUUUCUCCUUCUCUAUCUCUCUCUUACUCUCUCCCUCCCCCUUUACCAUAUACAUACAUGCAUAUAUACACAUGUGUGUUCAUGGUACACAUAUGCAUAUAUAUUAUUGUACCAUAACAGCAAUAUUUUUAAAAAGCAUAAUUUAUAGAUUAAUGUAUAUGACUACCCAGCUGUCCAAAACAAAAUGAGGAAGGAGGCUUUUUCUUCUCAUUGGUCUAAAAAUUGUUGCCCAUACUAGUCACAGGACUAUCGUGGUUGGAGUCAGCACAAGGCAUGCAGCCUGGCCCAGAGGGCCCCUUGGACACUGACCAGCUGACCAAUCAUCACUGCAAUGAGCCAUCUUGUCCUGAUGGGCAUUUCCUCCUCUAGUGAGGGAGAACCAUAAAGGGGGUGUCGCUGGGACCUAUGGCCUCAGGGCCAUAGAGUCCUUCCGCCUGCAGUAGAACCUCCUGGGGCCGGAGGUAGCUCUGUGGCUGAUGGCUUUUAAGUCGUUUGAAUAACCUUUCUUGAGUACCUGUUCUCAGCCUGUUCAUAAAUGUGCCAAAUACUUCCUUUCCCUGUUAGGGCUUCAACACUUCCACCAGUUUAUAUGGUGUUCGUGGCGUUGAUGAUGAUAAUAAUGACAGACUUCUGCAGUGCAGGGACUAUUUAUGUCUCUGAGCAUGGCAUCUGGGGCAGAGUAGGUGCAUACUAAGUGCUUGGUGAUGGUUUAGACAACAAUGAUGAGCAUUUAUUGACAGCAUACAAGGCACUUAAUUUAGUUUGAUCAUCAGGUGGGUAGUAGAGGCAUCGCAGUAAAAUAGAUAAAGCUGUGUCUUGGGAGCUUGAAGUCCUGGGCUAGCAUCAAAGUUCUGACAUUUACUAGCUGUGUAACCUUAGGCACAUCACCUCUUCUCUGAGUCACUACUUCCUCCAUGAUGAAUUGAGGGGGUUGAUUACUAAGGUCCCUUCUAGCUCCAAUCUCCUAUGUUCUCUAUUAUUUCAAAUUUCAAAAUUCAGUCACAUAACUUUAGGGGAAGGAAGGAGAAGGAGAAUAAGCAUUUAUUAAGCACCUACUAUGGGCCAUCAGUGGACCAAGUAAUCUACCAAAUAUUAUAGUCUUCACAACAACCCUGAGAGGAAGGUGCUCUUUUGAUCCCAUUUUACAGUUCAGACAACUGAGGCAAACCAAGGUUAAGUGACUUGCCCAGAGUCACACAGCUAGUAAGUGUCUGAGGUUGGAUUUGAACUUCUCGACUUCAGGCCUGGUGUUCUACCCACUUCACCACCUAGAAGAUGAGUGGAGGAAGAUCAUCAGUUAAAUCAGGGGAGACAAUAUUGCCUCACAUGUUUAUGCACAGAUAUACAAAGUGUAGCAAAUACGGUGAAUUAGAUUCUAAUUCAAGAAGGGGAUUCCAUCUCAUAGCAGAGAGACUUGGUGGCAUCUGGGACUAGAACAUGGCUCUGGAAAAAUGUAACUUUAAGAUGGAAUAAAUUAGAUAAAA